Molecule: messenger RNA, 2435 nt
Organism: Indicator indicator
Lineage: Eukaryota; Metazoa; Chordata; Aves; Piciformes; Indicatoridae
Gene: CEP68
Product: centrosomal protein 68
Source: RefSeq, a predicted model, not a curated record
AUGGCUGUAGAUGUUGGAAAGUCACCUUCUGAAGCCUCCCUGAGGGGGGUCACCGAGGGACAUGGUAGAUGGGACUGCACAGAGGUGGAGAUGGACCACCCUCAGCUAGCAGACAGCCUGCACCAGCUUCUGGGGGCAGAGGAGGUCACGUCCUGCCCGCAGGGCAUGGAGGGGGUGGCAGUGAGUGGAUGUAGUCGCUUGACCAUGGCUGUCACCCAGGGGAGCUCAAGCUACCGCUCAGAAGUGUCUCCAGCACCUGCACCCAAACUGCACAGAGCAAGGGCAAGCCUCCCAGAGACACAGACUUCACUUCACAGAGCCACUGAUGGUGCUGAUGUGCCUCAUCGUGGUAGCCACUGGUUCCUCUCCUCAGAGGAGCAGCAGCAGGCGAAGGCAUUGGGCUGUUGGGAGCCGGCGUGCAGCCCUCCCAGCCAGCACAGCUCUGCAGAGGAGAGCAUUCUUGCUGGCAGCUGCCACGAUGCCCUUGCCAGCCCGGGCAGAAGAGGGGGAGAUCAGUCCCCAUUUCCCUCCACCCCAGAGCUCCUGCGUCCCCCAACCCCCCCCAGCCCCGAGGGAGCCCUGCGGAGCCGCUCGGCGUCGUGCUUCUCGGCUCUGUCUUCCGAAGACCAGGGGCUCUCCGCAGAGCCCUCCGGGAGCCUGCUGACCAGCACAGCCCUGCCUUCGCCUGCAGCCGCCUCCCCCCGAGAGCUGGGCUGCGGCUGGGCUGGAGCAGAGGGCAGGGCACUGCGGCUGUGCAGCUCCCUCAGACCUCUGCUCGCCGGCCGCGGCGCGGCGGAGCGCGGCCGGGAGGUGUCGUCCUACCAAGCCAACUACUGGGCCUGCGCCAUCCCGGGCUCCUUGCCCCCUUGCCCGGACCGCCGCUCGCCCCGCUGGGACCCCAACAAGGAGUACGAGGACUUGCUGGAUUAUGCUUAUCCGCUGAAGCCAAGGUACAGGCUGGGAAAGGUGCCUGAGCCUUUCCUGCACGACUCAGGAAUAGGUCUGGACAGCUUUUCUGUUUCCCUGGAGGGUACCUCGGGUUCUACCAGCGUCUACGGCCGAGGUGGGCAGGCUGAGGGAAGUGCAAGGAAUGGACAUCAUAGGUCCCCGGCCUCUGCAGAGAGGUGCUCCACCCCACAGCUUGGACAAAGAGGCUGCUCAGGAGCUAGCUUGUGCUGUGAAGCUUCACCUGUUGCAGGAGAGUUUUCCUUCACAAGGAGGGCUUCCUCUCAUUCUUCUAGAGGUCCUGCUAAGGCCCUAACGUUGGAGUCACCCGGGCUGGGUUCGUCUGUCCCCCGUGUUGCAGAUGGUGGAAGCUGGAAUGCCAGAGGCAGCUCCUUCCCAAGCCACAAACGGCAGCUGAAAAGCACCCACAGGUUUUUACCCACCACAGGGGUGCUCCCCCUGAGGAAGGAUUGGGAUGCUGAUGAGGAAUUUCUCUCCCUGCCUCCAAAACUGCUGGAGCUGGAGGGGCUGGCUCAGUUCCUGUCCAGCCUUUCCCUGACUGUCAGGAUGCCUGUGCAUGCCCAUGGGAGCCCCUCACUGCUUCACACUGACAGCAGGCAGCCCCCUGCAGCCAGGGCAGCUCUGGGGCAAGAAGCCUGUGGCAGGGACAGAAGAGGGAAUGUUGGGGAUUUGGGGGGGCUGGGGCACCCCUGCAGCUCUCGCCAGCCCAGAUGGAAAAACACCGAACUGUGUGGCCAGAUCCAUAGGGAUUCUCUGCGGGGCCUUACUCUGCCAGCUGGACUCAGGGACACGUUGGAUGGGACAUACCUAAAUGAACCACGGGGCAAGGGACACCCAAAGAAGAGCCAGGAGGGUGAGUCCCUUGCUCAGUGCCUUAAGACGUUCUGCUGCCAGCUGGAGGAGCUGAUCCGUGGGCUGUACCACACCGUGGAGGUUGCUGGCAGCGGGGAGCCAGCCUCGCCCGGCGCCGGGGGCGUGAGGGCCUCGCUGCACCGCUACCUGGAAUUCAGGAAAGAUGUGGCCAACCACCGGAGCCUGACCGAGAGUGUGCUGGAGAGGGGAGAAGCUCUCCUGGACUGCCUGGCAGUGACUUCUCCAGCUCUGAGAGACACUCUGGGCUUGAUUGUGAAGCAGUCAGAAGAGCUGGAAGCCCAUGCAGAGCACUUGUAUGAGUCUGUCCUAGCUGCUGUGGGCAAGGACAGGGUGGAGGACAAGGAGGGACAACAGAGAGCUGCUCAGUGGGUGCUGCCUCUGUCAGACCUGGGCUUGGUUGAGCCCAUUCUGGGACGGCUGAAAACUCCAGCAAGCACCAGAGCACCUCUUCCACAGAUGCCAAAUGCCUGUAAUCCUUGUUUGGAGCCAGCCAGCCCAGGCUGAUUUCAGGGUGGGUUUUGUGUCUUUUUUUUCCACUGUGGCCAGCUGUAGGUCAGGUUAAAGGAGCUGAGUGGGUUGGGGAGUUUGGUGAGGGU